UCUCCUAAACCCUAAUCUCCCUAUCCUCUCAAUUCUCAAUCUCAAUCCCUCUAAAGGUCUAAGCCGAUUCUUCUCCUGUUCUUCCCCAAAUCCUUCCUUCAAUUCCACAUCUACUCUAAAUCCCUAAAUUCAUACCAAUUUCCAAUCUCAUCAAUCCGACCGAUAGAACUCUAGAAAUAUGUUUUAUCCUCUAGUAUCAGAGCCUGAUUUCAAGAACGAGUUCGUCACAACUCUCAACCAAGGAAGACUGCAUAUCAUUCCAAAUCCAUAAUGAGCUCGUCACAUCACUUCGAUUCAGAGUGGUUGCGGCUACAAAAGUUAUUGCGGAAGACCUUAGACCGUUGGAACCAAAAGAAACGGACGAGGGCAGUGACGGUGGAGGAAACCGCAGAUGUUGGGGCGGUGGAGGAUUCUGCAGACCUCAUAUGUCUAAUUAUAAUUAUAAAGUAUUGGUUUUGAUUGUAAAUUUAAAAUAAUAAUAAAUUAUUGCAUUAAAUUUUGAUUACGGGUCUAAAAUAAUAAUUUUAAAAUUUUAAACCAAAAUGCUGAAGAAAUGGAUGGAUAACAUGAUAGGAUGACUAAUUUUUUUAAUUAGAAAAUUUGCAAACCAUAUAAAAUAGUUCAUUAUUUGUCAUGUAUUUUUUAGAGAGAACAAGAGAGGAGAUAUUAUUGAGGCCUCAUUAUAUGAUUAUUGGAUUAGUCCUUUAAACACUUCAAAGAGAUCAUGCUCUAUGGAGAUCUGGAUACUUUACCUUAUGAAGAUGUAAAAUCUAACUUACCGUCGAAAGAAAAAGUUGACUUUGUAUCCAAAUCUAAUGACAAAGGUGAAGGUUUAUUUGAGAGAGGCAGAUCCAAGGGAAAAGGAGAAUCAAGCAAAGGUAAAGGUAAAGCUCAAUCCAAGUCAUGUGGUCGAAAAUAUGAGAAUGAGAAGUACUUUCGUUAUUACCGCAAAACUGGACAUGAAAUUUCUGAUUGUUUUAAAUUAAAGCCCAAAGAAGAAAAGAAAAGGCAAUCUUAAAAGGCAUCUGAAGCCGAAGAAGCUAGUAUCGUCAAUGAAGAUUCAAAUGGUGAAGGUUUGGCAAUUAUUUCUUCUUAUGAUGGCAAUCAGAUGUUUGGGUCCUUGAUUCUGCAUGCACUUUUCAUAUUUGUCCCAAUAAGAACUGGUUCAAAACCCUUAACCUAUUAAUUUUGGUGUUGUGCUAAUGGGAAAUGAUGAUCCAUGCAAAGUUAUUGGUAUUGGUACAAUUGAAAUGCAUCUUCAUGAUGCGGUUGUCAGAACUCUUUCUGAUGUUCGGUAUGUUCCUGACAUCAAGCACAAUCUUAUUUCUUUAGGCACCCUCGAGUCUCUUGGGUGCAGAUAUGGAACUGAAGAGGGAGUUCUUAAGGUGUCUAGAGGUUCUCUUGUUUUGAUGAAAGCUAACCGCAUUGGUUCUGUUCUUACAGGCUCUGUAGAUAUUUCUACCUCGUUGCUUGAUUCACAUAAUACUCAAUUAUGGCAUAUGCGGCUAGUACAUAUGGGUGAUAAGCCAAUUACCGUUCUAAGUAAGAGAGGAUUAUUGGGAAACCAAAUUUUUGGGAAACUCGACUUUUAUGAACAUUGUAUAUUUGGAAAGAAGAAAAAGGUUAGUUUCAAUGUUGCUUCCUCCAAGGGGGUGCUUGAUUAUAUUUACUCAUAUUUAUGGGGACCCUGCUAAAUUUCCUACUGUAGGAGGUCAUAGAUAUAUGAUGACAAUAAUUGAUAAUUUCUCUCGUAAAGUUUGGGUUAUUUCUUAAGGCACAAAAAUAAAGCUUUCUGAGCAUUUACAAAGUGGAAAGUGAUGGUUGAAACUCGAUCAGGAAGGAAAGUUAAGAAACUUUGAACUCACAAUGGCUUGGAAUUAUGUGAAAACGACUUUAAUGAAUUUUGAUCCUCACAUGUAAUUGGAAGACACAAAACUCUAUUUAAAACACCUAAGCAAAAUGGCGUUGUCGAAAGACUUAACAGAACAAUUCUGGAAAGAACUCGGUGUAUGAUAUCAAAUGCAAAACUCUAUUUAAAACACCUAAGCAAAAUGGCGUUGUCGAAAGACUUAACAGAACAAUUCUGUAAAGAACUCGGUGGAUGAUAUCAAAUGCAGGCUUAUGGCAUAGACGUUAUUUAGUGGCGGUAGCUGCGGCCACGACUUGUUAUUUAAUCAACCAUUCUCCACAUAAGUCAUUGGAUUAUAAAAUUACAGAAGAAAUUUGGACAGGUAAACCUGUUGAUUAUUCCAAAUUGAGAAUAUUUGGUUGCACAUCAUAUUAUCACAUUAAUUAGGGGUGUUCAAACGGAUUGGUUACCGUGGUAACCAUAUUAACCGGUAGCAUUCGGUUAAUUUGGUUUGGUUAAUUUGGAUAAUUGGUUUGGUUUGGUUAUACAAUUUAGCUCAUUUGGUUUAGGUGGUUUGGUUUGGUUUCAACACUGCUAACCAUUGAAACCAAUUAACCAAUUAAUGAUACACCUAAUAUACAAAAUUAUUUAUACUUUCAUGCAACUAACCAAACCAAACUUUCAUGAUUCUCUAUUUUAUUUCCAUGUGUACAACAAACCAAAACAUUAUGGAUAAAAAAUUAAAUGGGUCUGCCUAUAUUACUAAACUAAAACAUUUUGGACAACUACUAGAAUAUAAGAUUACGUACAAUACCAUGACAAUCACCUCAAACUAUGUAUAGUUUAAGUGUUUUGUAGGAGAGCUUUAACUUCCUGAUGAGGGGUAUUGGUAUGUAUUUAUGUUAAGGGGUUUGUUGUAAGCUACCUAUAUUAGCUGCAGAGAUGAUGAAUGAUGUAUUAACUCGAAUGAUGAAGAUAAUUAUGGAUGGUUAGUCUUAUUAUUAUUGUUUAUAUAAAAUGAUAGUUUAUGUUUGUUUUCAUGUAAUGUUAUGUUAUUUGGUUAAUCCGAUUAUCUGAUUAACCAAACCAAUUAAACUUUGGUUUGGUUAAUUUGGUUUUCUUGUUAAUUUGAACGGUUUGGUUAAGACAUUUUAUUCCAUGGUUAAUGAAAUUUAGGCUUAAUUGGUUUGGUUAUUACCACGGUAACCAUUUGAACACCCCUAACAUCAAUGAGGGUAAUCUGACUAAUCUCUCUCUUACAACUAAAAAGUGUUUAUCUAUGGGAUAUUUUAUGGAGUCAAAAGGCUAUCAUUUUUGGUGUAUUGAAUCUCAAUAGGCUAUUCAAAGCAUAGAUGUUACAUUCAAUGAAGAUGUCUUACUUUCUGCCAAAAGAUGGUACUUCUUCAUCCCAUGAUAUAGGAAAUUUCGAGACUCUAUGAGACAAGGUGGAGUUCGAGCAACAAGUUGAUUCACCUAAUUCUCUAUCUUCUCCAAAAUCAAAUCCUAGUGAAGUUCAAAAUGAAGAAAUUUCACCUCAAGUGCCACAAGAUUAUAUCUUGGCUCGAGAUUGGCCAAGGAGAGUUAUACAAAAAACUACUCGAUACAGAGAUGAUGAUCUUUUUGCAUAUGCUCUCGUCGUUGUACAAGAAAUUUCACAAGAACUUGGGCCUUGUUCCUACAAAGAAACUAUAUCUUGUGUAGAUUCAUCCAAAUGGCUUACGACAAUGAAUGAAGAAAACGAAGUUUGUUGAAGAAUAAAAUAUGAGAAUUAUGUAACCUGCCUACAGGGAAGAAAUCAUUUUCAAAUACUGGAUAUACAAAAAGAAAGAAGGAAAUCCCGG
Messenger RNA from Linum trigynum, 3690 nucleotides. NCBI's taxonomy places the organism in Eukaryota, Viridiplantae, Streptophyta, Magnoliopsida, Malpighiales, Linaceae. The record is from the annotation of a GenBank genome assembly.